Molecule: messenger RNA, 635 nt
Organism: Poecilia latipinna (sailfin molly)
Lineage: Eukaryota; Metazoa; Chordata; Actinopteri; Cyprinodontiformes; Poeciliidae
Product: septin-7-like
Exons: 3
Coding region: 270-620 (116 amino acids)
Molecular function (GO): GTP binding
Source: RefSeq, a predicted model, not a curated record
AGCUGAUUUUCCUCGUGAAGAAAAACAGCCGUUGGAGCGUUUUCCUCCUCACUGUGCUCUACCUCCUUGUACUACCAGCAAGCGGCCAUAUGUAAUUUGACCCAAUUCAUUCAUUCAUUCACUUUUCCACGUUGUUUCCGUUAUCCUUCUUAGUUUUGGUGUUUUAGCAUAGAAAGCAGCAUUUUUCUGCUAAGCUCCGUGACUCUCUCCGACGUUCCUCGGUGUAUGCCUCGGUGAGUGUCCGUAGCAGGCUGGGUGGUGACAGCAUAAUGAUCGAGCGACCAGAGACUGCUGUUCCGAGCAUCGCUCAGCGGAACUUGGAGGGGUAUGUGGGCUUCGCCAAUCUCCCCAACCAGGUGUAUCGGAAGUCCGUCAAGAGAGGGUUCGAGUUUACAUUAAUGGUUGUCGGUGAGUCUGGUCUCGGUAAAUCCACUCUCAUCAACUCUCUGUUCCUGACUGACCUGUACUCCAAGGAUUACCCUGGACCGUCGCAGCGCAUAAAGAAGACUGUGCAGGUGAGCUCAGUUUGCUGUUGGAUUAGCUCGAUUCCAAAUCGCAGCUCACUUCAGCGUUUCAUCGUAGAGUUGGUUUUGCAGAUGUCAGCAGCAGUAGCUCAUUAAUCUUUUUCUGUUGUG